Molecule: messenger RNA, 1209 nt
Organism: Candida tropicalis MYA-3404
Lineage: Eukaryota; Fungi; Ascomycota; Pichiomycetes; Serinales; Debaryomycetaceae
Gene: RNY11
Product: ribonuclease
Exons: 1
Coding region: 1-1209 (402 amino acids)
Biological process (GO): RNA catabolic process
Cellular component (GO): extracellular region
Molecular function (GO): RNA binding; ribonuclease T2 activity
Source: RefSeq, a predicted model, not a curated record
AUGAAAUAUAUCUUAUUUUUGAUUGCUUUAUUUAUCACUAGAGUUUGUGGUGAUGAUCUUACAAAUUCCUGUCCUGCUGACUCUCCACUUUCUUGUUCUACUUCUGGUGAUACUUCCAAUAGUUGUUGUUUUGAAUCUCCUGCUGGUGUUAUUGAAUUAACCCAAUUUUGGGAUUAUGAUCCUGCUACUGGUCCUGCUAAUGUUUUCACCAUGCAUGGUUUAUGGAACAUGUAUUGUACUGGUACUUCAUAUCCACAAUCAUGUGAUUCUUCAUUAACUAUUGAUAAUUCCGGAAGUACACUUCAAGACAUCAUUGUUGAUCAAUUUAAUGAUCAAGAAUUAUAUGAUAACUUAUCUAAAUAUUGGAAAGAUAUCAAUGGUGAUGAUCAUCAAUUCUGGGCACAUGAAUGGAAUAAACAUGGUACUUGUUUUAGUACUAUCAAACCAUCAUGUUAUUCAAAUUUUAAAACAAAUGAAAAUAUUUAUGAUUUUAUUAAAGUUCUUUAUAAUUUAUGGUCUCUGGUUCCAACUUAUAAUUGGUUGGAAUCUGCUGGAAUAACCCCAUCUAAUACUGCAACUUAUACUUCCUCUCAAAUUCAAAAUGCAUUGAAAGGGAAAUUCGGUAAGAAUGUUUAUUUCAAAUGUGAUUCAAAUAAUGCUAUUAAUGAAGUUUGGUAUUAUUAUAAUGUUAAAGGUUCAUUAUUGGGAGAAAGUUUUGUUCCUAUUGAUGCUGUAUCCAGUACCAAUUGUCCAAAUACUGGAAUCAAAUUCCCACCAAAGGGAAGCUCUGGUAGUCAAACCACUCUUAAAACCUCUACCACCACCAGCAGCACUAUUACUUCUGGUUCCACAUCAACUGGUGUUCCGUCUACUUCUUACAUUAAUUUAAGUGGUAAAUCCGGUUGUCUUAUUUCAAAUGGUAAGUAUUAUACCUCAGGUACUUGUGCUACUUACCAUUUUUCAGGAUCACCAAAUAGUGUUCAAAUUUCAUCAUCAAAGGGAUCUUGUGGUAUUGAUUCAAGUAAUAACUUUAUUUGUAGUUCAUCUACUACUGCUGGAAAUUUCCAACUCAGUGGUGGCCAAGUUGGGUACAAUGGAAAUUUUGAUUGGUGUUUGGGAGAUGUUACUGGGUCUGGAUCAACUGCUCAAACUAAUGUUAAAUUAUCCGAUGGAUCUUGUGAUUCUUUUAAAUUGACACUUUCUAGUUAG